GGAAGGUCUAUCUUUGUACAUUUAUUAUAAGAUAACUGUACUUUAGCGGCGAGUGUGUGUGUGUGUGUGGGGGGGGGGGGCUCUCUCCUCGUGCUGAAUGCGCUGCAGACAGCCAACACGUUGGGCUCCAGUUGGCUGUGCGCGCUCAGACGCAGACGCACAGACGCAAGCAUCCCGCUGGCUGGAGUUGGAGGACACUCGCCCGUUUCGCCUCCACCGCAGGUCUGAUCCCUUUGUCUCCCGGCGGUGAGAAGACCACCCGCACGGGAGGAAAAGAACGAAGAAGAAGAAGAAGAAGAAGAAGAAGAAGAAGAAGAAGAAAGAACAAAUGAAACACUUCUUUUGACUGAGAGUCCAAUAAACUGCAGAAUCGGGACUGGACACUUUUUUUUUUUUUUUGGAGAGGUGGUGGGGGGGGGAGGAAUUAUUUCUCACAUGAGGCGAGCCGGAUCCGUUUUGUACAGCGGAGCGCGCACUGCUGCGUCUUUCCAAUGGAUUUCAGUACAGUGGAAGUACCCUGGGAAUCAAACUACUGUUAAGUCGCUUUUAGCUCGCGAGUUUCGUUCCAACAAGGGUUUAUGUUUCACAAGAAGAGAAGGACGAUGAUCCUCCAAGUGCUGUACGUCCUUCUGCCUCUUUUUGAUGUGUUGUCGUACGCUGAGGAGAACGUGCGUGCCGCGGCCACCCGGCUGGACUGCGUGCGGGCCAGCGAGCAGUGCCUGAAGGAGCAGGCGUGCAGCACCAAGUACCGCACGAUGAGGCAGUGCGUGGCCGGCGGCAAGGAGAGCAAUUUCAGCAUGGUGUCCGGCCUGGAGGCCAAGGACGAGUGCCGGAGCGCCAUGGACGCGAUCAAACAGAGUUCCCUGUACAGCUGCCGGUGUAAAAGGGGCAUGAAGAAAGAGAAGAACUGCCUGCGCAUUUACUGGGGGAUCUAUCAGACGUUACAAGGUAAUGACUUCUUGGAGGAUUCUCCGUACGAACCCAUGAACAGCCGUCUAUCUGACAUUUUCCGCCUGGCUCCCAUCAUAGAGGGUGGGGAACCUUGGAGCGUCUCGGACACUUCGGCUCCAGGCAGGGGGGGCGCUCAGGGCAGGCAGCCCGCUCUGGGCCGAGGGAGCCCCUCCUCCACGGAACUUCAGGACCCAAGUAGAAACAGGAGAGCUCAUCCCAAUUGGGCCAUACUGGGUGAGCCUGCAGUGGCCAGAGAGAAUAACUGUCUGAAUGCUGCCAAGGCCUGCAACCUCAAUGACACAUGUAAGAAGUACCGCUCAGCCUACAUCAGCCCCUGCACCAGCCGCGUCUCCACCGCUGAAGUCUGCAACAAGAGGAAGUGCCACAAGGCCCUGCGGCAGUUCUUUGACAAGGUUCCUCCGAAGCACAGCUACGGCAUGCUGUACUGCUCGUGCCCGAUUAGCGACCAGACAGCAUGUUCUGAACGCAGGCGUCAGACCAUCGUCCCCGUCUGCUCGUAUGAAGAAAAACAGAAACCCAACUGUCUGGAACUGCAGGCCUCUUGCAAGACCAACUACAUCUGCAGGUCACGACUGGCUGACUUCUUUGUCAACUGCCAGCCGGAGCCUCGCUCGCUGUCGGGCUGCCUGAAGGAGAACUACGCAGACUGCCUCCUCUCGUACUCGGGUCUGAUUGGUACCGUGAUGACUCCCAACUACCUGCGCUUGCCCAAAAUCAGCGUCUCACCCUUCUGCGACUGCAGCAACAGCGGCAACAACAAGGACGAGUGUGACAAGUUCACCGAGUUUUUCACCGAGAACACCUGCCUCCGUAAUGCCGUCCAGGCCUUUGGGAAUGGGACGGAUGUGGGAGUGUGGCAGCCGAUGUCCCCUGUCCAGACCACCACCUCCACCACCACCCCCUACCAGAGGAACCGUGAACGCAACCCCAACACCAUCGACAACACCAUCAACACAAACCCUGGCAUCUACCACUUCUGUGGCAGCCUACAGGACCCCCAGACAGACGGUCAGAGUACGUCCAAUGCCAUCGUGGAGAACUCGGCUGUAUCCACACGGACCGCGGGUCUGGCCUCUCUGUUGCCCCCGCUGCUCUGGCUGUGGUACUGUGGCCUGCUGGCGCUUUCCUCACCCGGCUUCUUGUAGCCUCGCCGCUUCACACCAACAAACUACAACGGACUGACAAACACACAUUUGUAUAAAAGAAAAAGCAAAACAAGAAAUUAUAAUCUUUCUUCUCAGUAAUACCUGUUUUACUCUUAUUUCCCUCUGGAUUCUCGCUCUCUUUUUAAUUCCUACUAUGUUUUUUUUAUGAAUUUUGUUGUUUUUUUGCAUUGCAGCUGUGUGCUAAAAUUGUAGUCUAUAUGUGUUAACUCAGUUUGGCUGUGUGUUCCCUUUGGGUUAGUUGUUAGUUAAGGGAUUUAAGGCUUCCGUGUUGCUCUUUUGGGCAGAAAUGAGAACAUACUCCAGGACUACAUUCCAAUAAACCACAGUUGGUGGCUCCUGGAAAGGUGAACGCAGUGUAAAAUAGCAUUGAUUUUUCAGAGUCGUCCCCCACGUCUGUUUGUGUGUUGAGGCUAUUGGUGGGAUCUUUUGCUCAAAAGUCACAGUCAGUUCAGUAAUGGCUACAUGUUAUCACUUGGGCAGCCUUUUAGGUGUUAUUCAGUCUCCUCUGUGCUUUAUGUAUGUUUUGAUAAUGACUUGAUCUGGUAUUUUACAUUUUUAUGAAAGGUCCACGUGAAUAUUUACCUGACAAAAAAAAUGAAAUGAAUUUCAGGGUAAAUACCAGUAACUGGAAACAUCAGAGCAGUUAGAACAUCUGCGCCCAAACCGUCUUUACUGAACACACGUUGCCGCUGGCAAAAGCACACAGGCAAAGACCCACAAACACACACCGCACACUUUCACACAUUCAGACAAAAACACAGAAACAGAGACACACACUGCGCCCUGCUUUCUACUCCCUUUUUUUUUAAACAGCUGGAUUGAUACUCCGAGAUCACAGGAGUGUAGGUCCCACGCUGCUGUGGAUGGCUGAAUCCACUCCACUCAUCAGUGAUUGUACAUACUUGUAAUUGUUCGAAGUCCGAGCCAUGUUCAGUGUUUCUCUGUGGAAGGUGCCAGAGAAGCUGCUGCAGCUUUACCUGAAUGAUUUCUUUCUUCUUUUAUUUUUGUGUACUUUGAUUCACUGCGUCCACUAAAACGAGCUGUGGAUAACAUAUUGUUGUGGAGUAUAUAUUCAAUGGUAACUCACAGCUCCAUCGCGCCAAAGCUCAAUGCCUCCAUUUGUUUCUGUCAGUUCAGUGUUACGACUUUUUGCUUCAAUUGUAAAACUGUCAACACGUGUUUGGGGAGGGAGUGAUCUCUUGAUAUUGACCUUUUGCUAAGCCCCACUACUCCUUCUUACUCUCAUUGCAACUGUGGAUGUUCCAGGCUUGUUCUAACAUAACUUGUAACCCCAUCAAAUCAUGUAGUUAGCUGUGAUAUGCUCAGGCCCUCAGGCAGUUUGGGACGGACAAUCCGUUCCAGGCCGAACCAGCCGCUGUUCAUAGCAUUUUAUUUGUCAGUUUGUGAUGUCUGUUACUUUAUGGUCCUCAUCCGUGGCAUGGGCUAGCCUGGCCCGCCCAGCCGCAGGUGUCAGAAAGACAUCUUAAAGUAUGUUGUAGGUCUUCAUCUACCGCAAAUAUUGUGUUUGUGUUGAAAUCACAGCCAAAAAACAGCUUUUUCGGCAUGACAAGCCUCUGCUUCUCUAAGUCUUGGGCUGAAUUUCAGUCCCGGUACGUCCCUGGAUAUUCUCCUUGGCUGUUGAAGUAACUCUAUUCUAAUAAUAUUCAGCCAGGUGUGUUAACAUUAGCAGCCAAGAAGUCAUACUGUUUAAUCUAUUCUCAUCACUUUUGCUCUUAUUUCUGUUAUUCUGGAAAGGGGGAAACAAUGCUUGUUGGGUCCACACUAUGGCUCGUUUUAUUUGCCCCAUGAAGCAAUGUUGAUUGGACGACAAAGCUGCUGUGACUAACAGUUGUUCAAUUUCGACUGAGGAACCAUCACUUGGGGGAGGGGUUCAGCAAACAAAAGCGUAGUUUGCAGCAAAUGCGCAGCAUGUGACGUAAAUCGUUCAAGCGUUUUCGUAAAUAUACUCCCGAGAACUGCUGGGAUUAUUUUUUUAAAAGCCACAGCAUCGUCAUCACGUUCAUUUCUCAGAUGUAGACGCGUACAGCUGCUUUUCAGAUGAAGGCCUAUGGUUUUAGAAUUGUCCUCACAGGAAAUACACUUCCUUACAACACACGAUCAAGACGUUUACAUACAUCACUGUGGCAUGUUCAGCAAGUUACUUCAGCCAUUUGCACACUGACGGCAGCAUUUAUGACACGCUGCUUGGGGUCAUGUAGCUUCUCAAAAACAUGAUUAAUGUGUAGUAGAACUGAAAUGUUAUUUACCGAGCAUAAACAUGGUAUAUGCACUGUAUGUACUUGGCUGAAACUAUAAAUUGGACAAAUAAAUGUCUGAUGAUAUUCUACUCCGGAGCAUUGUGAGCUAUUUUGACUUUCAGAUACGACAUAGAGUACAUUGAAUAAACCAGAACAUUGUUUGUUUUUUUAUGUGUAUAUUUCUUCCAGUAUGUACAUGAUUAUGGAAUAUUAUUGCAUCUGAGAAAGAGGAUAUCAAUGUAACUCUCCUACUGUAGUUAUAUACAACUUUGUUUCCCAAGCAUAUUGUUUUGUACCAUAGCCCCAUUUAUAAUGUUGCUUAAAUAUAGUAUUGAGUUGUGUUUUUUGGCUAAGAUUUGAACUUAUUUUUCUAUCUUUUACUAAUUUCUGCUGUUUUGAAGAGUUGAAGUUGACGAGGUGGACCGGGCACAGAGAGCUCAUACUUAAACCGUUCAACUUUUGAAGACUUUUCAGUGCCGUUACCGUGAUUCAUUACGGUGACAAUAACUACAGGUUGAGCAAGAAAGAAGACUGUCAAUGCAUGGUGAUUGAGAAGGAAAUAAAUCAAUGUUAAAGACAAAUAUAUUCUAUACCGUACCAUUGAAGGCUUAUUUUUUAUGGUGUAUUUGACCAGAGGUGGCAACAGUGAGCAAACAUUUCCACGAAUUGAAUGUGUGAAGUUUGGAAGGAAAGUUGCUUAUGAGCGGCUUCACGACAAAAACUGGGACUGGUUACAUUUCUCAGAAUUGUGUCUUACUUAUUUGUGUCUGUUCAUGUUUUGAUUUGAAUCCCAGUGUCAUAUCUUCAUUGGAACAGGAAUACGAGACAAAGUAAGGUUUAUAGCGGUGGUUCAGUGCUCCACUGUUGUUUAAAGAGUUCCUCUGAGCACAGAAGGCCUCACGACUUGGGUCAGGUCCUCCUGAUGUAAAGGUCCCAAGAAAAAAAAAGAAAAAAAGUUCAAGAUGUUGAAUAUGUUUGCUGUCCAUCUCCAUCCCAUCUGUUGUUACAAAAUACCAAAAAUGGCUUUUUGGAGAUGCAGACUCCCUCAGCCAUCCGGCAUCAUUAACUUCUUAGCUUGUGAAAAUGUAAAAUCUAUUGUACAAAAAUUAUGAUUAAAAACUGUUAAAUCACCCA
Messenger RNA from Anarrhichthys ocellatus (wolf-eel), 5530 nucleotides. It is a transcript of the gene gfra1a, whose product is annotated as gdnf family receptor alpha 1a. The record is from RefSeq and is a predicted model, not a curated record. Gene Ontology annotation, molecular function: signaling receptor activity. Lineage: Eukaryota; Metazoa; Chordata; Actinopteri; Perciformes; Anarhichadidae. Gene Ontology annotation, biological process: nervous system development. Bases 579 to 2117 code for a protein of 512 amino acids. Gene Ontology annotation, cellular component: external side of plasma membrane; signaling receptor complex. The transcript has 10 exons.